This is a messenger RNA of Bacillus rossius redtenbacheri, 12567 nucleotides long. It is a transcript of the gene Dhc16F, whose product is annotated as dynein axonemal heavy chain 6. Gene Ontology annotation, molecular function: dynein intermediate chain binding; dynein light intermediate chain binding; minus-end-directed microtubule motor activity. NCBI's taxonomy places the organism in Eukaryota, Metazoa, Arthropoda, Insecta, Phasmatodea, Bacillidae. The transcript has 68 exons. Bases 276 to 12464 code for a protein of 4062 amino acids. Gene Ontology annotation, biological process: microtubule-based movement. The record is from RefSeq and is a predicted model, not a curated record. Gene Ontology annotation, cellular component: dynein complex.
UUGAUGGUAUUCACGUUGAAAUCGUAUUAGAAAAAAUUAAAAAUAGUUUUCAUUCCAAGUGAAACAUAGCAAAAGUUAUUUAACAUUUUCAUUCUUUAAAGUAUUUUUGUUGAGAAAUUUAUUUUAUUGGUUGGCGACACUAUACAGGUUUCUAUGGUUACAAAGUACACAUGUUUUUGAUUUUAAGAUCGUGUUCGGAGGUUUAAGUAAUAUAAAAUAUGCCUGAAAUUUUAGGCGUUCUGUUCGUGGAAUAGAUGAAAGAAUCGUAGUUCGUCAUGUCAAAUAUUGUGAAAGAUGAGUCGUUACUUCCAGACAUAAAAUCGCCGGUAGAACUGCUUUUAGGUAGAAUUGUCUCAACACCACCGGCGGAGUAUAUAAGGCCUGCAGGUGCAAUUCCAUUCCACGUUCCCCACCGCGGAGCAGUGGGGCAGCCGGGAGCCACUCUGGAAGCUGCACCGUCGCAAUUGGAGUUGAGGUCAGAACUUUUAAAAAGGAAACCAUGCCAUCAUUUGGAGCCUAUUCAUUCACAGAAAUCACCCACCGUUAUCCCUCGUAAGAAAGCAAAGACAGGGAAGUCUGCUGAAAGGCGGUCAACCAGCGAGAGCCCUGCGGAAGUGAAGGGACCACCCAGCAUUGUCAACUUGAAGGACCUGAUGCAAUUGUUGAGGACGAAGAGAUUUAGCUUUGUCUACCUGGUGCAUGCAGUGCCUAGCUCUUCCAGAUACUUCACGCCGUAUGCUUUCAAGGUUGUGCCAUUUAAGAAACUUGACAGGACAAACUUCCUAACAAUGAGCUCAGAAGGGGUGACUAAAUUUGGUCCCAGUGAAGUAAUAUUCACUCCUUUAGACGCCUGGGAAGAGGAGUACGACAAGUUCUCCAAGCUCAUGGAGAUCAAAUCAUUGGCUAACUUUCGCAUGUGGAAGGCAUUCAGCGUGUGGCGUAAGAACAUAACGUGGGGAAAGUACGUGGCUGCGCGCCGGCACCUGGCACAGGCUCUGUUCAUUCUGGACCCGGCCCUCAGGAAGGCCAUCCUGGGCACGACAGCGGCCAUCUACAACCUGCAGGGCCUCACACUCACGGACGCCAGCAAGCACGAGGACUUGCCUCUGUCGGAGUUCAUCCGCCUGCAGAUGAGCAAGCAGAAGGACGUGGCGGGCAGCCUGUCUCGCUUCCACACCAUGGUGAAGGAGCUGAUGGGGGCCGCCUGCCUGGCCGCCCUGCUCGACCGAGGGUUCGUGCCGGACGACAGCAACUUCCCGGCCGGCGUGCACAUGACGUACACCCAGCAGGCCAACAAGAGGAGGUUCUGCACAAGGCUGUGCAGUUUCAUCCAAAUGUGCGACUUCAUCGUGCACAACAUGUUGCAUCACGUGAUGCAACAGUCGCUGACGCAGCUGGAGUCAGAGUUCAGACGGCACUUCCAGUUCCUCCCAGACAAGGCGUUGCUUGAGAGUGACGACAUCGAGAACGUGCUGGAGCAGCCCAGACCCCCGGGCGAGCCCCAGAGCCCAUUUUUUCGCAUUGAUGUGCUAGUGUCUUCCGAAGGCCUGUUUUUGGAUCCCACAAAGCAAGUCUUUGUUGAUGCAGUCAUGAAGUUAUUGGCUGAUUGGCAAGAAACUGUGGUGAGGAUUAUGACGUUCCUGAGCGACCCAUUUUUCGACCCUUUCUGCGAGCCGGUGGUCAACAGGAGGCAGGAGGACCGGUUGUGUGGCUACGGACCAGAACUGUUGGCCGUCCUGAAACGGGACAAACUCCUGGACUUGCUUUCUGGAAACAUCAUCAGCUACGUCUGUGAGAACUUUGAUUUCGCCGAAGCCUACGUGCAGAGGUUUCAGUUCAUACAAGACUUCCUCGGAGAGGACCUGGUCCGCUCACCAGUCUCUAUCACAGAUGAAACAGACCUGAAGACUAUGAAGUUUCUAGCAUUUGAAUUUCACAAGCAGAUCAAAGUAGUGGAAGACAUGAUCUUGAUGCAACCCAUUGGCUUACUUCUGCUUAAUUUCCAAACAUUCAAAGAUACCACUACACCAGUGUCUAAGUCUCUCUUGGAUCUUGUGGAAGUUACCCUGCCUGAGCUGGGGCGGAAGAACAUGAAAGCUGUGAUCACGAAGACAAGAGAUGCACAGACCUUUCUGGAUGCAGAGCCAAGAUCAGUUGAUGAAUUUGUGAAUUAUGUUAGUUUCCUGGAUGAAGCACAGGCAUUGGUAGCAUCGAUGGAGGAAUCAUUUGCUUACUUGAAGGAGCUGUAUGGCAUUAUAGAUGACUUCAAGAUAGAAUGUCCACAAGAAGACAUGGCCAAUUUCCAAAACUAUAGUGGAAUCCUGGCUUCAUUUCAAAUGUUUGUGGAGCAAAAAUUUCAUGAACGAAGUGCUAUUUUGCAGAAGUUAGAGAAACAGCUAAGUCAUGAUUUUGAUUUACUUACCAAACAAGUUUCCGGCAUUCAAAAAGAAGCUCUGGAACCGUGGCUGUUGGACCCAAAUUCUAAUCCCGAGGAUGUAAAAGUGGCAUUGAACACUCUUUUGGACAAGCUGAUUGAGUGUCAGAAACUUUCUGCAGCAUAUAAAGACUAUCAGAAACAGUACAAGAUGGAGGUGCUGCGGUUCGAGGCGCUUGACAAGGUGAUGGCGGACGUGCGACUCCGCAAGCUCCUGCGGGACAGCAUGGAGGAGUGGCAGCAGCUGGUGACGGCUUGGACGGACGGCAGCUUCAAAGAGCUGGACCCCGACGACAUGAGCCAGCAGACGGCCAAGAUGAUGAAGUACGUGGCCCAGCUGGAGCGAGGCCUGCCGCCCAACCUCAUCGUGCCCAUGUUCAAGAUCAGCGUGGAGAGCAUGAGGGACCAGCUGCCGCUGAUCACUAACUUGAGGAACCCGGCACUGAAACCUCGCCACUGGGCGUCUGUCGAGCAAGUCCUCAAUCACAAGUUCACUCCAGAUGAGCCACUAACUCUCCGCCUGCUCAAAGAGGUUGGGGCAUUCUACCACUUGGCUGAAGUGGAGCAGAUAUCAGCUCAGGCUAGCUCUGAGGCCUCUUUGGAAGGCAUAUUGAAAAAGGUGGAGGACUCGUGGAAGAGCCUGGAGUUUGUAGUGCUGCGCUACAAGGACGCCAAGGAUGUGUUCAUCCUGAGCGGCAUAGAGGAGGUGCAGCAGACCUUGGACGACAGCAACAUCAACAUGUACACCAUCGUGAGCUCCCCGAACAUCGGCCCCAUCAAGCCGCGGGUGGACGAGUGGGUGCGCAAGCUGCACCUGUUUGGGGAGACGCUGGAAGCUUGGAUAAACUGUCAGCAGAGCUGGAUGUACUUGGAAACAAUAUUCACUGCUCCAGAUAUACAGCGUCAACUGCCAAAUGAAGCCAAGAUGUUCCUUGUUGUAGACAAAUCUUUCAAAGACAUAAUGCGCCGUACAGCCAAGAUGCCUCUCGCAAUGGAGUCUGCUACAGCUCCAGAUGUGUUGGAUGAGUUGAAGCGGAACAAUAUGCUUUUGGAGGACAUAAUGAAGUGCUUGGAUGCCUAUCUUGAGUCCAAGCGAAUGGUGUUUCCUCGCUUCUACUUCUUGUCAAAUGAUGAGCUGAUUGAAAUAUUGGCCCAGACUAGGAACCCGCUGGCCGUGCAGCCCCACCUCAGGAAGUGCUUCGACGCCAUCGCGAAGCUGGAGUUCGGCACGUACAAGGCGGAAGAGGACAAGGACACGGACGAAGACACAGAUGAUGGGGAGGAUGAGGAAGGAGAGCAGUCGGCUGUGAGCUCCAUGCCACCGCCGCCUGGCACUGCGCUGGACAUCCUCGCCAUGGUUUCCCCUGAGGGGGAGACAGUCCCUCUCAUCCGGGGUCUCCGCGCCAGAGGAAAUGUCGAGGACUGGCUGGGCAAGGUCGAGGAAGGAAUGUUCAGCUCUCUUCGUCGAAGGAUGCAAGCAGCUAUAAGGGACCAUGAAAAGCGAACUCGCAGACGGUGGAUUUUGCGACAUCCUUCUCAGAUCGUCCUGACCGUGUCCCAAAUCAUGUGGAGCUUGAAAGUUCACAAUAUCUUCAACCGACCAACAGAAGAAGAGAGACUCUCUGCAAUGGCAGACUUUGAGACCUAUAAUUACGAUGAGCUGAAUGAGUUGGCAGGCAUGGUUAGAGGGAAGCUGCGGAAGCUACAGCGCAUGGUGCUGUGUUCGCUAAUCACUAUUGAUGUUCAUGCAAGGGACAUAAUCACAGAACUUGUUAAGGAGAAAGUGCACAGAGAUGAUAGCUUCGAGUGGUUGAAGCAGCUGCGGUACUACUGGGACGAGGACAGCAUGAUGUGCUUCGCACACAUGUCGAGUGCUCGCCACAUGUAUGGAUACGAGUACUUGGGGGCGUCUCCUCGUCUGGUCAUCACGCCUCUCACAGACAAGUGCUACCUCUGUCUCAUGGGGGCUCUGCAGCUUGAUCUAGGCGGAGCGCCGGCCGGGCCCGCGGGCACCGGCAAGACGGAGACCACCAAGGACCUGGCCAAGUCCCUGGCCAUCCAGUGCGUCGUGUUCAACUGCUCCGAGGGCCUCGACUACAAGAUGAUGGGUCGCUUCUUCGCGGGGCUCGCCCAGUCCGGAGCCUGGUGCUGCUUCGAUGAGUUCAACCGCAUCGACAUUGAAGUGCUGUCUGUGAUAGCUCAGCAGCUCAUCACCAUCAGGAAUGCCAAGGUCGCCAAUGUGGCUAGGUUCAUGUUUGAGGGGCGUGAGAUCAAGCUGGUCCACUCCUGUGCAGCGUUCAUCACCAUGAACCCAGGCUACGCUGGCAGGACAGAGCUGCCCGACAAUCUGAAGGCCUUGUUUCGUCCAGUGUCGAUGAUGGUGCCUGAUUAUGCUCUGAUUGCUGAAGUUAUAUUGUACUCUGAAGGCUUUGAAUCUUCAAAAGGCCUUGCACAAAAAAUGGUCCAGAUGUACAAACUGUCGAGUGAGCAACUUUCUCAGCAAGAUCAUUAUGACUUUGGAAUGAGAGCAGUGAAGAGUGUGCUGGUAAUGGCAGGGUCUCUGAAAAGAGAAAACCCUUUCAUACGUGAAGACGUGGUUCUGAUCCGAGCGUUGCGAGACAGCAACUUGCCCAAGUUCCUUGCGGAUGAUGCAGUGCUUUUCAAGGGUAUCCUGAACGACCUGUUCCCGGGAGUGGUGAUCCCGGAGCAGGACUACGGGGCCCUCCAGGAAGCCAUCGUCGCGGUCAUAGAGGCAGAGCAGUUGCAGCCGGAGCCCUGUGUCAUCUCUCGGGUGAUACAGCUGCACGAGACGCUGAUUGUCAGACAUGGCGUGAUGCUCGUGGGCCCAACAGGCGGUGGCAAGACCACUGUGCUCAAUGUGCUGAAGGACACCCUCACCAGGCUGCACGCGGAUGGGGUGCGGGGCCAGCACUACCGCCCGGUCAACAUGCACGUGCUCAACCCCAAGGCAGUGACCAUGGGCGAGCUGUACGGCGAGGUGAACCUGCUCAGCAUGGAGUGGCGGGACGGCCUGCUGGCCAUCAUGGUUCGCGAGGCCGUGAAGGUGACUGAGGACGACCACCAGUGGGUGGUGUGCGACGGGCCUGUGGAUGCUGUGUGGAUCGAGAACAUGAACACAGUGCUGGACGACAACAAGAUGCUGUGCCUGGCUAACUCGGAGCGCAUCAAGCUGACACCGCGCAUCCGCAUGCUGUUCGAGGUGCAAGACCUGGCGCAGGCCUCCCCGGCCACCGUCAGCCGCUGCGGCAUGGUCUACGUCGAUGCGGAGGAGCUCAAGUGGAUGCCGUAUGUUAAAACUUGGAUGGCGAAACUAGAGCUAGAUGUUCCAGAUGGAAUGAAGGCAUACAUUUUGUCCCAUUUUGAAAAUUAUGUGGAAGCUGGUUUUGUAUUUGUCCACAAAGAAUGCAGCUGUGCCAUCAAUCAGGUGGACAUCAGCAAGGCUGCAAUGAUGUGCAACCUGAUCCAGUCACUCCUGCUGGAGCUGAAAAUCAACUGGAAUUUUGAACUGGGACGCCUCAAGAUGACGCUGGCACAGGUGUUUGUUUUCUCGUACCUCUGGUCCCUGGGUGGCAACGUCGAGGACAUGUACAAGGAGAAAGUAGAGAGUUUCGUUCGGUUGCAGCUUGACACUCACCCUGAUGUAAGGCUACCAAUGACAGAAGAUCUGUGGAACUUGUAUACAGACCCUAUUUCAAAGGUACUCGUCACAUGGGAUGGAAUCAUACCACCAUUUAAGUUUGAUGCAAAGAUUCCUUUCUUCGACAUGCUUGUUCCGACAACUGACACUGUUAGGUAUGGCUACGUUCUUGAGAGGCUCCUAUCCAUCGGCAAGCCAGUGAUGUACACUGGACAGACUGGCGUGGGCAAGUCGGUGAUCUCGAAGGAGGUGCUGACGAGGCUGUCUGUGUUGGGGCCCUUCCUGCCAGUCACCAUCAACUUCUCGGCUCAGACGAGCAGUACCCGCACACAGGAAAUUCUCGAGUCGAAGCUGGACAAGAAGCGUAAGACCCUGAUGGCUCCUCCCAUGAACAAGAAACUCAUCUUCUUUGUCGACGAUGUCAACAUGCCACGCCUUGACACUUAUGGCUCCCAGCCUCCCAUCGAGCUGCUGAGACAGUACCUGGACUUUGGUGGCUUGUACGACCGGGAAAAAUUGUUUUGGAAGGAGAUCCAGGAUGUGACCAUCAUGGCUGCAUGUGCCCCGCCGGGAGGCGGGAGGAACCCACUCACUCCUCGCUUCGUGAGACACUUCGCGAUGCUGUGCAUCUCCUCCCCCACCGCAGGCCUGCUCAGUGUCAUGUUCAAGGCCAUUAUAAAGGGGUUUUUAGAUGACUUCGCAGCAGGCAUUCAAGUAGUGGGAGAUGGUUUAGUAGCUGCUGCUGUAGAAGUUUACCAACGUAUAUCCAAGGACUUGCUACCAACCCCUGCAAAGUCACACUAUAUAUUCAACCUACGUGACUUGUCUAAAUGUGUCCAAGGAAUACUGCAGGCUGACUCUGGGACUAUGCGAGAGAAAGCUGAUAUGCUUAGGCUCUUCUACCACGAGUGCCUGCGAGUGUUCCACGACCGCCUGGUAAGCGUGGAGGACAAGAGCUACUUCUAUCGCCUGAUGGAACAGGUUUGCACUCGGGAGCUGGGACACCCCAUUCUGGCGCUGCCCCAGGACACUGAGGGUGCCGUCACACAGCCUCCGCGCCUCUUGUUCGGGGACUUCAUGAACCCUGCUGUGGCGAGGGCCGAGCGCAUUUACGAGGAGAUUAGGGACUACGACAAACUCAAGACCGUCAUGGAGGACUACCUGGACGAUUACAACCUGGUCACAUCCAAGGAAAUGAGGCUGAUAUUCUUUGUUGAUGCGAUGGAGCAUGCGACCAGACUGGCUCGCAUACUGCGCGCUGAGCGUGGCAACGGUCUGCUGGUGGGGGUGGGCGGAAUGGGCAAACAGAGCCUCAGCAGAUUGGCAUCCCACAUGUGUGGCUACAAGUGUUUCCAGAUUGAGCUUACACGCUUAUACAACUAUGUUUCAUUCCAUGAGGAUCUGAGGAAGCUGUACUUCGAUGCUGGAGCUAAUGGCGAAGACUCAACUUUCCUCUUCACAGAUACGCAGAUUGUGACUGAGGAUUUCCUCGAAGACAUUAACAACAUUUUGAACUCUGGAGAUGUGCCCAAUCUGUUUGACAAAGACGAGCUUGAGAAAGUUAUAAACGCUAUGCGUAAGCCCGCCUCAGAUGUGGGGAUAGACGAGAACAACCGUGAUGCCAUCUUUGAAUACUUUAUCACCCGCGUGAGGAGGAAACUCCACCUGGUGAUAUGCAUGAGUCCUGUGGCGGAGGAUUUCAGGCGGAGGUGCAGAAUGUUUCCGUCACUUGUCAAUUGCUGCACUAUUGACUGGUUUGUGGAAUGGCCACAGGAAGCUCUGCUAUCAGUAGCACAGAACUCACUUAAGGUUGUGGACGAAGAACAUCUCAAAGGCAGCUUAGCUCAGGCAUUCGUAUUCAUACAUGAGAGUGUGGGGAAAAUGUCAAUCCGCUUCUUUGAGGAGAUGCGUCGUCAUUAUUACAUAACUCCAAGCAGUUACUUGGAGUUGAUAAAACUGUAUCUCCAGAAACUUAAUCUCAGGAAGGAAAAUGUGACAAAGAAGAGAGAUCGCAUUGACAAUGGUCUAAAGAAACUGCGGGAGACGCACGAGGUGGUGGACACGAUGGAGGAGGACGUGCGGGCGCUGAGGCCGCUGCUGCAGGUGGAGUCCGACAGCACGGAGCAGCUGCUCAAGUCCCUGACCAAGCAGCAGGCGCAGGCCGACCAAGUCAGGACCGUCGUGCUGUCCGAGGAGGCCGUGGCCAAGGUGAAAGCGGAAGAGACCCAGAAGCUGAAAGAGGAAGCGGAGAAAGAUCUUGCACAAGUAACACCUGCGCUGGAAGCAGCCACAGAAGCUCUGAAAGCUCUCAACAAAAAUGAUAUAAAUGAACUUAAAGUGUUCAUCAAACCUCCAGCUCUCGUCAAGUUUGUAAUGGAAGCUGUCUGCGUGCUCUUUAAUGUAAAGACUGACUGGCCAUCUGCGAAGCUGCUUCUUGGGGACAGCAAUUUCCUGAAAAAUUUGCAAGACUACGAUAAAGAUUCAAUAUCUGAUGCAAUGAUGAAGAAACUGAAGGUGUACGUGGACCACACUGACUUUGAUCCAGAUGCUGUAGCUAAGCAGUCGAAAGUGUGCCGCUCCAUUUGCAUCUGGGUGCGAGCCAUCGCAGAGUACGCCAAGGCCUUCCGCGUCGUGCUGCCGAAGAGGAUAGUCGUGGAAGAAGCGGAGCGGGAACUGAACAAGGUGCUGGACGAGCUGAAAGAGAAGCAGCAGAGGCUGGCGGCAGUGGAGAAGCAGAUAGCGGAGCUGGAAGCCACGUACAACGAGAAGGUGACGCGCAUGAAGCAGCUGGCUGCGGACAUCGACCUGGCCACCAAGAGGCUGACGAGAGCCGGCCAGCUGACGUCGGCUCUCAAGAGCGAGCAGGUGCUGUGGGAGCACUCCAUCAAGGAUCUGGACGAGGACCUGCGCACCAUGGUAGGUGACGUGCUGAUGGCGGCGGCCAGCGUGUCGUACCUGGGGGCCUUCACCAGUGUCUACCGGGACGAGCUGGUGGACCUGUGGCUGGCCAAGAACAGCCAGCUAGCUAUCCCAUCCUCUGCACACUACAGUUUAACGAGCAUAAUGGCAGAUGCUUUUGAAAUCCGGGAGUGGAACUCGUACGGACUUCCAAGGGACAAAGUUUCUACAGAAAAUGGAAUAUUUGUGAUGAGAGCAGGCAAGUGGCCUCUCAUGAUAGACCCACAAGAACAGGCCAACAGUUGGAUACGGCACAUGGAAGCGAAGAACAACUUGAGGAUUGAAAAGCUGACUGAUAGCAACUUCUCCCGGGUGCUGGAAAUCUGCAUUCGUCAGGGAUUUCCAUUGCUUGUUGAAGAAGUGGGAGAGUUCCUGGAUCCUUCGCUGGCUCCAUUGCUUCUGAAGCAGAUAUUCACAGAGGGUGGCCGGCUGCAGAUACGUCUGGGAGACUCGAAUGUUGACUACAACAAAAACUUCAGGUUGUACAUGACGAGCAAACUGUCGAACCCCCACUAUCUGCCAGAGAUCUGCAUACUGGUGACGCUGGUCAACUUCACAGUGACACCUUCAGGUCUGGAAGACCAGCUGCUCAGCGACGUGGUGAGGCUGGAGAAGCCGCAGCUGGAGCAGCAGAGGACAGACGUCAUCACUGCCAUCAACAAAGAUAAGACAGAGCUGGAGAGCAUAGAGGAGAAAAUCCUGCACAUGCUGUUCGCAUCACAGGGCAACAUCCUGGAUGACGAGGAACUGGUGCAGACACUUAACGACAGUGUGGUCACUGCUGAAGGGAUUGAGGAGAGACUUGUGGAUGCAGAGAAGACGGAGGAGAAGAUCUCCGAAGCCCGAGAGAAGUACAGAGUAGUAGCAACUCGAGGCUCUGUGUUGUUCUUUGUCGUGGCAGAGCUGGCAAACAUUGACUCCAUGUACCAGUUUUCACUCAGGUAUUUCAAACAGGUGUUCAACACAGUCACGGAGACGAGCGAGCAGUCCACCGACCAGCAGGUGCGCCUAGCGACGCUCUUGGAUGAGAUCACCAAGGCAGUGUUCAUCAGCGUGUCUCGGGGGUUGUUCGAGAGACACAAGAGGGUGUUUAGCUUCAUGAUGUGUGCCAGCAUCCUGAGACAGAGGGGAGAGGUGGACGAUGCUUGCUGGAACUUCCUCCUGAGAGGUCCUGUGACCACCAAACAGAAACUUCUGCCGAAACCCACCAUUCCAGCUCUGACCGAUGCUAUGUGGUUCGCAUUGUGUUAUCUCAAUGAAAACUUCCCAAAGUUCAAAGGUUUGGCUCUUGAUAUCGAAAAAAAAAUUACCAUUAAGAUUGGAGAUUUUGAUGAGCUGGUGGGUUUCCCGUCUUCAGACAACAGUCCCAGUACUGACAACUGGAACAAUAGCCUCACCCCUUUUGAGAAGCUCAUGCUGCUAAAAUGUCUGAAGGAAGAGAAGCUGACUUUUGCCAUCACAAAAUUCGUAAAGCUGAAACUAGGACAGAUUUUCAUAGAAUAUCCACCUGCAUCUCUCCAGAGCUUGUAUGAAGACAUGACCAAUGUGAUUCCCCUGGUGUUCGUCCUGAGCACUGGGUCGGACCCCUUCAGUGCGUUCCAGCGCUUUGCUGUGGAGAAGGGCUUCCAGGACCGCAUCCACUCCAUCUCGCUGGGGCAGGGGCAGGGGCCAGUGGCCGAGAAGAUGCUGAGGGAGGGUGUGCAGCAUGGACACUGGGUCUUCCUGCAGAACUGCCACCUAGCCACAUCUUGGAUGCUUCCCAUGGAAGACAUUAUCCGGUCAUUGGCGGAAGCCCCUGACAAGAUUCAUCCUGACUACCGCCUCUUUCUCAGUUCAAUGCCCAGUCGAGACUUCCCUGUAUCUGUGCUGCAAAACUCGGUCAAAGUGACCAACGAGCCUCCGAUGGGUUUGCGCGCCAAUAUUCGUCGUGCCUUUUUCGACCUCUCACAGGACUUCUUUGAGGUACACGAACUAAAUGGGAACUGGAGGCGCAUGGUGUUUGGUCUCUGCUUUUUCCAUGCCAUCAUUCAAGAGCGCAAGAAGUUUGGAUCUCUAGGCUGGAACAUCACCUACGAGUUUAGCGACAGUGAUAGGGAGUGUGCACUUGCAACCCUGGCGAUGUUCUGUGCUGGGCGUACAAUACCCUGGGAUGCACUCAUUUAUAUCACAGGUGUAAUAACAUAUGGAGGACGUGUGACCGACUACUGGGACCAGCGUUGUCUGACCACAAUCCUACAGCGCUUUUUUGAUCCACGUUCUCUCGACCCAGAUUACAAGUACUCCGAGUCUGGCAUAUACUACUGUCCCGAGCGUCCAACCUUUAACACCCUGCAACAGUACAGAAUGUUCAUUGAAAAGCUACCAAUUAUAGAGGAUCCGGAGAUCUUUGGUAUGCAUGAAAAUGCCAACCUUGCUUUUCAGAUGAAAGAGAGCCAGGAAAUAGUCAACACCAUCCUGCACGUGCAGCCAAGUCAGUCGAGCAGCGUUGCGGGGCGUUCCAGCGAUGACAUUGUGUUUGAUGUGGCAGAGAGCAUUCUCGUGAACCUACCCACCCGCAUUAGCACUGCUGAUGUCUCUCCAAUCCUAAUGAAGAUUGACAGCAAAGGUCGCCUCCCGUCACUGACCACUGUGGUGCUACAAGAAGUGGACCGCUACAACCGACUACUGGCGGUGAUCCACACCUCACUGGCUGACCUCCAGAAGGCCAUCAAGGGCCUAGUGGUGAUGUCAGAGGCCCUCGAAGAAGUCUUCAAGGCGUGCCUCAUCAACCAAGUGCCCAAGAUGUGGUCCAGCGUCGGCUACUUGUCAAUGAAGACUCUGGGCAGUUGGACGCAGGACUUGCUGCUACGGUUGGAUUUUGUGUCGUCGUGGGUGCAUCACGGACCACCUGUGUCAUUCUGGCUGUCAGGGUUCUUCUUCACUCAAGGCUUCUUGACAGGAACUCUGCAGACUCAUGCUCGCAAGUAUGACCUUCCAAUUGAUGAGUUGCAAUUUGACUUCAUCAUGAAGCACAAUGUUCUGAAACAAAAUGAUGUGUACGCAAAACGUCUGGAAUCAAACAGAGAGGAUCCAGAGUUCUACGAUGGGCUGGCUCCUCCAGUUGACGGUGUCUUAGUUCACGGCUUAUUUCUGGAUGCUGCACGCUGGGACUUCGACAAAAUGAGGCUGGCUGAUCAAAUACCAGGUGAAAUGAACCCGGCUCUCCCAGUAAUGCUACUGCUGCCCAAGAAGACUGUCGACAACACACUGACGAGGUACGUGUGCCCUCUGUACAAGACGACGGCACGCGCAGGCGUGCUGUCGACCACCGGCCACAGCACCAACUUCGUGGUGGCCGUGCUGCUGCCCACCAAGGAGGAGCAGAGCUACUGGAUCCUGAAAGGCACGGCCUUGGUCACGCAGAUAACUGACUGACAGUCAAUAUCAAUGUUCAUAAUGGUGCUUGUUGUUUUGUACUUUAUACUGUGAUGUCAUUGUAAUGUACCUGAAAAUGUACAAUAAAAAAAAUUUCACACCU